Molecule: messenger RNA, 1184 nt
Organism: Striga asiatica
Lineage: Eukaryota; Viridiplantae; Streptophyta; Magnoliopsida; Lamiales; Orobanchaceae
Source: the annotation of a GenBank genome assembly
CUCUCUCACACACACACACACACGCACACAAUUUGAGCGUCUGAGUGCGUGCUUUGCUCUGCAAUGGCGAUCGCCACCGAGUCUCAACAAGAACGCAAGGAUUCUAACGAGAGCACGGCAGCAGAGAAAAAGAGGUGGAGUAUCGCCGACUUUGAAGUUGGGAAGCCUCUUGGCAGAGGGAAAUUUGGACAUGUGUAUGUUGCUAGAGAAAAAAGGAGCAAACAAAUUGUGGCACUAAAGGUAUUGUUCAAGGAUCAGCUGAAAGCGUCUCAGGUUGAGCAUCAGCUUCGUCGUGAAGUGGAGAUACAGAGCCAUCUUCGACAUCCGAACAUAUUACGACUCUAUGGUUACUUUUACGAUCAGAAAAGAGUUUAUUUGAUUCUGGAAUAUGCUGCAAAGGGCGAACUCUACAAGCAGCUACAAGAAUGCAAAUAUUUCAGUGAAAGACGUGCUGCUACAUAUAUUGCAUCAUUAGCUCGGGCACUUAUAUAUUGUCAUGGGAAGCAUGUGAUACAUCGAGACAUCAAGCCGGAGAACCUUCUUGUUGGGGCACAGGGUGAACUCAAAAUCGCAGAUUUUGGUUGGUCAGUGCACACUUUUAAUCGCAGGCGAACUAUGUGCGGCACUCUUGAUUACCUACCACCUGAGAUGGUGGAGAGUGUGGAGCAUGACGCAAACGUUGAUAUAUGGAGCCUUGGUGUCCUGUGCUAUGAAUUUCUCUAUGGAAUGCCUCCUUUUGAAGCAAAGAAGCAUUCAGACACAUACAGAAGGAUUAUCCAGGUGGACUUAAAAUUUCCUCCACGACCAAUAAUCUCUUCAGCGGCAAAGGAUCUUAUAAGUCAGAUGCUGGUAAAGGAUUCUUCGCGACGCUUGCCUCUGCACAAAGUACUCGAGCAUCCAUGGAUUGUACAAAAUGCCGAUCCCUCUGGCAUUUAUAAGAGUUGAUUUGAUGAUGCUCUUUAACUUUGAACCAAUUGAUGUUGUGUAUCAAUUUAGAAUGAUACUAUUAUUAUUGUUGUCAAAUAAGAAAAGGAGGAGGAAUUAUUGGAACUAUAGAGUAUUGACUAAUUGAUGAUUGUGUAGUGCUUUCUGUUGUGAAAGUAGUUCUUAUAUUCUUUUAUAGAUUCGAUAUUUCACAUUCGUUUUUUUUGCUAAUCUCAGUAUUAGGUUUACUGAUUUAUUAA